This is a messenger RNA of Onthophagus taurus, 1236 nucleotides long. NCBI's taxonomy places the organism in Eukaryota, Metazoa, Arthropoda, Insecta, Coleoptera, Scarabaeidae. The record is from RefSeq and is a predicted model, not a curated record.
AUGUCCACACAAAAGUUAAAUAUAUACCGCGAACCCAUCGUGGAUAAUUCGAUCGCUAGAGAAGAAGUGCAUAGUUAUCAUCCAUCCACAAAUUCUUUUCAAAACAACGAUAUAUUCACCAUUGAGCUGAACCAAGAAGAUGUUUUAUUUUCAUUCUUCGAAAGUUAUAUACGUAUUGAGGGUGAUUACAAAAAAAAAUUAAACGAUCCAACUGACACCAUCCAACUGACACACAACUUACCGACAUUUCUAUUUGAGUAUAUCGCAUUUGAGCAUAAUGGUACUGAAAUCGAACGGGUACGUGAACCCGGUUUAACAUCAUUGAUUCGAACCCUACUUCAGCAAAACGAAGUGGAAUGCAAAUCUUUAGAAAUAGCUGGUUUAAAAUGGCCACCCGGAGGAAAUUUACCUACAGUUAGUGCGAACAACGAUUUCAUGUUUCAAAUCCCGUUAAGUCAUAUUUUCGGAUUAUUUAGAGACUAUAAUCACGUUAUGAGAGGUCGCUUCAAAUUUAGAUUUGUUAGAAGUCGUACUGACUCCAAUUGUUAUAAAUCUACAUCAAAAGCCGAUUCUAGCACCGCAGAGUUUACUGUAAAAACGGUUACAUUGUUGGCGAAACAUGUGUACCCAAGUCCAUCUAUAAAGAUGAAGCUGUUAGAUGACUUAAAUAAAAACGCAAACAUUCCCGUACCGUUUCGGAAGUGGUCUUUUUAUGAGCUACCUUCAAUGAGAAAGGGGAAUAAAGAAAUUUGGUCGGUCACGUCAACAACUAACAGAGGUAGACCUCAAUACGUUAUAGUUGCUUUCCAAACCAAUCGAAAGGAUCAGCCUAAUUCAGAUUGUACACUUUUCGAUCACUUGAAUAUUAUAGAUCUUAAAGUAUAUCUAAACUCAUACUGCUAUCCAUUCGAGUCAAUGAAUUUGGAGUUUGCGAAAGAAAAUUAUGUUGAACUAUAUAAAAUGUAUACUGAAUUUCAACCGUAUAUUUGGGAAACAUCUCGAAAACAACCGAUUGUGGAUUUCGCAAGCUUUAAAAAGAGACCUUUAUUCGUAGUGGAUACCACUAAGAAUAACGAUGAAGAAGCCGCUCCAUCCGCAUCAUGUGAGGUGCGUAUUGAAAUUCAAAGCAGUAAAGAUUUUCCGCCUGAUACAAAAGCUACUACUUCAAGAAUCCAUGUAUACGUACAAACCUUUGAGUGGGGAAGUAUCUGUAAUUAUAAAUUAAAUUACACAUGA